Antrostomus carolinensis (chuck-will's-widow) is the source of this 387-nucleotide messenger RNA. RefSeq names its product interleukin-5. The transcript is spliced from 4 exons. Gene Ontology annotation, biological process: immune response. Gene Ontology annotation, cellular component: extracellular region. The coding region runs from base 1 to 387 and encodes 128 amino acids. Gene Ontology annotation, molecular function: growth factor activity; interleukin-5 receptor binding. Lineage: Eukaryota; Metazoa; Chordata; Aves; Caprimulgiformes; Caprimulgidae. The record is from RefSeq and is a predicted model, not a curated record.
AUGAAGACCCAUCUGUACCUUCUCCUGCUGGCUGCAGGCAUCUCUGCUGCUCCCCAGAUGAGCAGCUUGGCUGAAUUACUGACCUUACUGCAGCGAAUGCACGGCUCCAUGGCAAAGGAUGUUCAGAAUCUGAGGAUUGAAACUCCAGACAAUAUAGAUGAUGUGAAUUGUGUCAGCACAAUCUUUGAAGGAAUGGAACUGCUGAAAACUAAUCCAGCCAUGAAAAAAUUCAGCAGUGUUUUCCAGAAAUUUGAAAGACUGAAGCAAUCGCUCGCACCAAACCUGGCAAAAGAGGGGAACUGUGAUACAGAAAGAAGGAAUGCAACAGUGUUCAUAGAGAAGCUGAUGACAUUCAUCCGAAAAGCAUUAAAAAACGCAAGAGCGUAG